This is a messenger RNA of Alternaria burnsii, 1065 nucleotides long. RefSeq names its product nitrilase. The transcript has 2 exons. Bases 1 to 1065 code for a protein of 354 amino acids. Lineage: Eukaryota; Fungi; Ascomycota; Dothideomycetes; Pleosporales; Pleosporaceae. Gene Ontology annotation, molecular function: catalytic activity. The record is from RefSeq and is a predicted model, not a curated record.
AUGGCUAACGUUCUGCGCGUGGCAGCAUGCCAUGUAUCGCCGAUCUUUCUCAAUGCACGCCGAACAACCGAUAAAGCCAUAUCACUUAUCAAGCAAGCGGGAUCCAAUAAGGCCAACCUUGUAGUGUUUCCCGAGACCUACAUCUCUGCUUUUCCGAUAUGGAGUGCUCUACGUGCGCCCACGGAAAACCAUACACUGUUCCAGCGCAUGGUACAGGAGUCUAUCUAUGCUGAUGGUGAUGAAAUGGAGGCGGUACGUGAAGCGGCACGAUCGAAUAACGUCCUUGUGAGCAUCGGCUUCAGCGAACGAUCCCGGCACAGUAACGGCUGCCUAUACAACUCGAACAUCCUCAUUGGGAAGGAAGGAGAAGUCCUCGUCCACCAUCGCAAGCUGGUCCCUACCUUCUUCGAGAAGCUUACGUGGAGUAGCGGUGACGGCCAUGGGCUGCGUGUGGCUGACACGCAAUUCGGUCGCAUCGGCACAUUGAUUUGUGGCGAGAACACUAAUGCGCUUGCAAGGUACUCGUUGAUUGCGCAGGCUGAGCAGGUACAUAUUUCGACCUGGCCCGCAAUUUGGCCGACAAGAACUUCACACACCGCGCAAUCCACCGACGAUAGUAAUGAGCAAUCUAGUCCAAGCGUUGCGCGUGGGACGAAUUACGACAAUCUAGCGGCGAACAAGACCCGCGCCGCAGCACAUUGCUUCGAAGCGAAGUGUUUUGGUGUAGCGUGCUCUGGCCAUCUCGCUGAAGACGCUAUCAAGACUAUCAUCGACGGGGCAAGCCAGCCGGAUGUCGUGGCCGACACUUUACGCGCUAUGCCCCGAGCUGCGACCUUCUUCCUGGAUCCCACUGGCGCUCCGUUGCGUAGCUUUACCUACCGGGACGCGGAACAAGAGUACAUGCACGCUUUACAAGAUCAAGAAGGUAUAUUGUAUGCCGACAUGAACCUGGACGACUGCAUUGAGGGAAAACAAUAUCACGAUGUCGUAGGUGGGUAUCAGCGACCGGAUGUGUUCGAUCUCAAAGUCGAUCGAUCAAGGAAAGAACCGGUACGCUUCACUUAA